Mugil cephalus (flathead mullet) is the source of this 2497-nucleotide messenger RNA. It is a transcript of the gene st8sia6, whose product is annotated as ST8 alpha-N-acetyl-neuraminide alpha-2,8-sialyltransferase 6. Lineage: Eukaryota; Metazoa; Chordata; Actinopteri; Mugiliformes; Mugilidae. The transcript has 7 exons. The record is from RefSeq and is a predicted model, not a curated record. Gene Ontology annotation, molecular function: alpha-N-acetylneuraminate alpha-2,8-sialyltransferase activity. Gene Ontology annotation, biological process: oligosaccharide metabolic process; N-glycan processing. The coding region runs from base 544 to 1611 and encodes 355 amino acids.
GGCUAGGGCUCUGGGUUGGGGGCGGAACAGAAAGAGCUCCAGUUGUCGGUUGACGGCAGAAAGUAGAACUGUGUGAACUCAUGGGAAAGAGAAGGAGAGACCGAGGAAAGGAGACCGGUGGACCAAAGAGACAUGACAAGGAUUAAAGUAGGAUGUGGACAAACCAAACAAAGUUUCAACCCAGCUGACCUGGACCCAAGCGGAAAGAGAGCGAGAACAAAGUAGAGUUUCAGAGACGACUGAGGACUUGCCUGAGCAAGAGACGGAAAGUGGAGAUAGGUGAAUGACUGAGAAGGCUUCCUGGCUCUCAGAACGAACACUGGAACAAGACAGAAACACUGAGUCAAACCAGACAGACAGACAGACAGACGGGAAGAGGAUGAAGAGGAGGAGGAGUUGAGUGUAGAGAACAGAGAAAAGGAGAGAGAGGAGGAGGAAUGUGAGAAUAUUAGAAGGGCAACAGAUUAGCGUUUCACAAGGUGAAGCGCGAGACAGACAGAAGGUGAGGUGGCUGACGGAGGAAGUUAGCAGGAGGGGAGAGGUAUGAGGGGACAGCCCUUGAAGACUCUCUUCUAUUUUCUGAUCACUUUACUUUUUUUGGGGAGCGUGCUGACCACUCUCAUCUGGUACAUUCUUGACACUAACCAUGUGGAACCUCGCCAAACUCCCCAAAAGAAAAGAACUCCCCCGGCCGCCGUCCCCUGUAAAGGCUGCAGGGAGGUUGUCGAAAAAAUAAUGAAGGGUUACUCAAACACCUGGAAGAAGCAAGAGGACAAUUACUCAAAGUUCAGGUAUGAACUGAACCUCAAGUGCAAUGGUUUCAAUAAGGCCAUCAUUACGCAGAUGAACACUCCUGUGGGCUCAAAGCUGGUUUAUGACGGGGAGAAAAAGAGGACUCUCAAAGUGACCCCGGAGAUUUUCAGUACCUUUACAAAGGACCAUCCUUCCUCAAACAAAACUUGGAAAACUUGUGCUGUUGUUGGGAACGGUGGGAUCUUGACAAACAGCAGCUGCGGGAAAAGGAUCGAUUCAGCUGAAUUUGUUAUGAGGUGCAACCUUCCACCUUUGCAAAAUGGAUAUGAGGAACAUGUUGGCGUCAAGACUAACCUUGUAACUGCAAACCCGAGCAUCAUGCUGGACAAGUAUGGGGGUCUAAUGGGAAGGCGGCGUGCAUUUGUAGAGGGUCUGCGCACCUAUGGCAACUCCAUGCUGCUCCUACCUGCCUUCUCCUAUGGCCACAACACUCCUGUGUCUCUGCGGGCUCUCUACACCGUUGAGGACUUCAAUAGCCCCAUCCGACCUAUGUUCUUCAACCCUGAGUACCUCGGUAAUUUGGCCCGCUUCUGGCGCAGUAUGGGUCUGAAGGCAGCCCGGCUCAGCACUGGCAUAAUCAUGGCCAGCUUCGCACUGGAAUUCUGUUCCGAAGUGAAUCUGUACGGAUUCUGGCCAUUCAGCACUCACCCACACGACUUCCGUGCCCUCACUAACCACUAUUACGACGACAGACAGACUAAAGUAAAAUUCCACGCCAUGCCGGUGGAGUUUAGCCUCUUGGUAAAGCUGCACAAUGAGGGUGUGCUCAGGCUUCACCUGGGAGACUGUGAGCCUUAGUUCCUAGGGAAGAAUGGCAGCUCAUAGAGUAAAAUCAACCAAUCACAUUGUAUACACUUUUAAAUGAAUGAGCAGUUUGUCUGAGGGAAUGGACUGACAAUGCACGAGUGUCAGCCUUUCUUAGCAUAUGGGCCAUGAAGACGUUUGUAAUUAAAUCCAAAUGCAACAACAGGAAGACUUUAACCGUUUUUGUAAAUAGUCUUCCAGUGCAUCUCUAUUUAUUAACUAAACCUUCCAACUGAUGUCUGUAAUUCUUCUAAUAGGAUGCCUUUGUUGGGUCAUCCUAACCUCGCCUCAUGUUAAUUACUUAUGACUUAUGAGAUUUUUAGAUUUUAAAAUCGAGCUGAAUGUAUUUUGAAGUAUCAAAUACCUCCUUUCCUCUAUGAUGGUUGGGCUUGAAUGCAUUUAACCACUUAAAAAUAUUUUGGUAAUAGUGAAGGGUAACUUUGGGGUAUUCAUUUUUUAUUUGGGGACAAACCAUCAUGGCUGCAUUCUGGGGACAUGUGGUGACGCUUUGAGACAAGGACUGACCUGAGACACUACAGAGAGAAGGAAGAAUUUUAACACCGUGACCAUACAAGGACAAGUGCUUUACUGCCACAAAGUGGCAAAACUGGUACAUGUGCUAAUUUACAUAGUGCUUUUAAAUGUGCAGGUUCAACUGACUAUGUGAGAAGAAGCCGUUAAUGAACUGUGCACUUUUUCAUGCUGACACUUUUGUAUUUUAACAGUGGUUUUUGACAUAGACAGAGAGACAAUGUACAAGAUUUAGACCAAACUCUUGGUGAGCCAGUUGUUGCUAUUCUCAGUGUAAUUUUGUUUUAUUUGUGGGCAAAGCGAGGUGAGGUCCGAAGUGAAGUGAAAGUAAAUAAACAUUUGGAAGUUA